This is a messenger RNA of Caenorhabditis angaria, 1103 nucleotides long. The record is from the annotation of a GenBank genome assembly. Lineage: Eukaryota; Metazoa; Nematoda; Chromadorea; Rhabditida; Rhabditidae.
AUGAAUGCAGAAAACAAAGAUGAUGUAAGACUUCCAAUUGAAGGAGAUAUUCUAACAACACAUACGGGAGAAUCAAUUAUUAUUCAUCAAAAAUUAGGAAAUGGAGCGAUGGGUCAAGUAUUCUUGGGCAAAUUGAACGAAAGGUACCGUAAUCUAUACAAUUAUUAUUUUUAAAAUAAUUUUUUUCAGAAAUUUUGCGGUCAAAACUGAAAAAAAAGCCCUCGGAUUAAUUCCAUUGGAAGUCAAAUUGCUUUUGACAGCGAAAAGAGAGAAUUUCAAUCAUUUUUGCACAAUCUAUGGAUAUGUUAGUUUAUUUUUUUCUAUUUUCAAUUCAAUUCAUUAAAAAAACUUAUUUUUAGGGCAAAGUUUCAAAGGCAUAUAAUUUCAUGAUAAUGUCUCUUUUGAAUUCGGAUUUAUAUCAACUCCGAAUGGAAUGUCCAAAUCGAAUAUUUUCAAUGAAUACAACAACACAAAUUGCAAUUCAAUCUUUGAAAGCAAUGGAAGAAUUACAUUCAAUUGGAUAUAUUCAUCGAGAUAUAAAAUCAAGCAAUUUUGCACCAGGUCGCGGUCGCUGUUCAACUAUUUUUAUCUUCGAUUUCGGCUUAUCAAGGCGAUUUGUUGAUGGAUCAAAUAUGAAAUUGAGUCCACGAAAAAAUGUUGGAUGGCGCGGAACUGUUAGAUAUGCGAGUUUGAAUGCACAUAAACAAUUAGAUCUCUCACGACGCGACGACAUUGAAAGUUGGUUAUAUAUGUUAAUUGAGAUGAAACUUGGUUCGCUUCCAUGGUGUUUUUUACGAGAAAGGAAUCAAGUUGGAAAUAGCAAAAUGAUUAUUAGAACAGAUCGUGCUAAUUUCUUCUCAAAUUUGCCAAAACAAUUUCAGGAAAUUAUGGAUAUAAUUGAUAAUUAUGAUUUCGAAAGCUGCCCUAAUUAUCCUAAAUUGAAGAAAUUGGUUGAAAAAAUAAGAAUAAAUGAUAAUUGUGAUGAAGCUGAAAUGAAAUGGGAUUGGGAAACUGCUGAAUUAUCAAUUAUUGGAACUGUUUCAGUUAAAUCUGUUGCUAUUAUGGCUGAAAAUGGUAGCAAUAAUAUUAGUAGUCCAGAAUAA